AUGCCACAGCAGUGGACACUUCCUGAUACCUCCAACAGGCCAUUGGCUGUCCUCGGAGCCGGUGUACUCGGUCGUCGAAUUGCUGCAUCAUGGCUUGCCGCAGGGUAUCAUGUCAACCUCCGUGACCCUGCAGAAUCUCAACGAAAUGCAGCAGCAGUCUUCAUCCAGACCAACCUUUCAGAUUUCGAAGAGCUUACCGGAGGUAACCGCAAACCCGGUACGUUGAACGUGUUUUCCGACCUGGGCCCCGCAGUUCAGGAUGCUUGGUUUGUGCUCGAAGCGGUCCCUGAAAAGCUUGAGAUGAAAAUUGAUGUUAUGGGCCAGCUUGACAACUUAGUCAAGCCAGAUUGCAUUAUCGGAUCUAAUUCGUCAUCUUUCAAAUCGAGCAAGAUGCUGGAGAAAGUCAAGCCAGAGAAUCGCGCCAGAAUCUGCAACGUACACUAUCAAAUGCCGCCCAAAGCCAACACCGUUGAGAUCAUGACAGACGGUCAGACGCAUCCGGAUAUCAUACAAUUCAUGUAUGAGCGACUGCUCAACGCAGGAAUGUUGCCAGCGAUUGCUCGUAAAGAGUCAACUGGUCUUAUUCUCAAUCGACUUUGGGCAGCUAUCAAGCGUGAGGUUUUGAUGAUGCUCGCGGAAGGUGUUAGCGAUCCCAAGGAGAUCGACGCUCUUUUUGUUCGCAUGUUUGGAAACAAUUCUUCGGGUCCUUGUGGCAUGAUGGACGCUGUGGGGCUCGAUACCGUUGCCUUCAUUGAGGAUAACUACAUAGAAGAGAGGCAUCUUGACUCAGCUCUGACUGUCGAUUGGCUCCGAAAGAAUUUCGUUGAUCAAGGGAAACUCGGUGCCAAAAGCGGCAAAGGCGGUCUCUAUCCACCCGGUGGCACUACGAAGUCAUCUGCUACAGAGUCUGGCCAUCACGACAAUCUUGCCGCACCGAUGCUCUACUUCUUGGACCUUGGUGUGGGAGCUAAUUUCGAACCUAGUAAAGCGUUCACCGGCGGGAAGAUCAUGACUGCUUCCUCAGAUGGCAGCAACAUGAAAACAUUGAUUGAUGGAGUAACGUCGCCUGAUGGUAUCGAUGUCUCUAUCUCUGCUGGACGCAUUUUCUGGACAUCUAUGGGUAUCCCGAGCAAGCCUGACGGUAGUGUGCUUUCAGCAAAGCUAGAUGGAAGCGAUAUCAAAACAAUCAUUCCUAAAGGGGCUGUCAAUACUGCUAAGCAGCUUGUUAUCGAUCACGACAACUCCACGAUCUACUUCUAUCAAACAAAAUGGUGUGUUGGCAUCACUGUAGACUCCAAGCACGGCAAAAUCUACUGGUCUCAGAAAGGUGCCUCCAAAGCCGGCCAAGGCCGCAUCUUCCGUGCUGGCAUCAACAUCCCUUCGGGCGAAACUCCAAGCAAAAGAUCCGAUGUCGAAUUCCUGUUCGAUCACUUGCCAGAACCUAUUGAUUUAGAAAUUGAUGCCCUAAGCCAGACAUUGUACUGGACUGAUCGUGGAGAGUACCCAUUGGGUAAUACGCUCAGCAAGGCGAUUGUAGGACCUGGCGAAGACAAAAAGGUUAUUACGCUCGCGAGACACUUCCAUGAGGCGAUUGGGAUGAAGAUUGAUUUCGUGAAUCAUCACAUUUAUGUGGCUGAUCUUGGUGGGGCUCUGUAUCGUUUCAAUGAGGACGGUUCGGAUAAGAGGAGGAUCAUUGACUUGGACAAUUGCUUCACUGGCAUUGCGCUUGCCUAUCUUCAUUAAAUGAUCGAUGUGCUGACUACUAGGAUGAGUCGAGGGAAAUCUCAAGUUGAGUUAGCAUAUGAUUUAAUGUAACACAGUCUCGUCC
Messenger RNA from Mollisia scopiformis, 1828 nucleotides. Its product is annotated as NAD(P)-binding protein. The transcript has 3 exons. The record is from RefSeq and is a predicted model, not a curated record. The coding region runs from base 1 to 1743 and encodes 580 amino acids. Gene Ontology annotation, molecular function: oxidoreductase activity, acting on the CH-OH group of donors, NAD or NADP as acceptor; NAD+ binding. Lineage: Eukaryota; Fungi; Ascomycota; Leotiomycetes; Helotiales; Mollisiaceae. Gene Ontology annotation, biological process: fatty acid metabolic process.